Zalophus californianus (California sea lion) is the source of this 840-nucleotide messenger RNA. RefSeq lists its product as uncharacterized. Bases 1 to 840 code for a protein of 279 amino acids. Gene Ontology annotation, biological process: protein histidyl modification to diphthamide. Gene Ontology annotation, molecular function: diphthine-ammonia ligase activity. The record is from RefSeq and is a predicted model, not a curated record. The transcript has 7 exons. NCBI's taxonomy places the organism in Eukaryota, Metazoa, Chordata, Mammalia, Carnivora, Otariidae.
AUGGAGGUAAGCAGAGAUCCAAGUCGGCCUAGUUUUGGAUUUCAGGCACAGGGCCUAGAUUUAGAGGUCGGAAAAGUCUCAUACCUUGCGAGGGAAAUUGCACUAACACCUUGCACAAGGAAACUUGUGAGUGGUAGAACACAAGCAGAAACUUCCAUGUCCUUAAACCACACCCUGAAAAUUCUGGAGGCCACUCAUGGAGACACUGGACCUCACCACAUUCUCGAGGCUCACUGUUACAUAACUGGCAGCAAGUUCAUUGCAACUGCUCUGGACUCCUGGCCGAAGAACAUAAGGACACAUAACAAGCUUUCUUCUAUCCAUUGGGCAACAGUCGUUGUAACGAACGUCAGAUAUGGCAUGAUAUUUCAAGGAAGUUUAACUCGAGCAAUUACUGAUUUCAUCCAGACUCCGGAGCCUCUGUUUGUCAAGAAGGAAGAACACAAGUGUCAUGGCAAUGCCAAUGACAUGGGUCAUAUCCUGGUGGUCAUGGUAACUUUCCAUCUUCCCAGAGAGGCUGUGAUUGAGUGGCACGUUAUUGCAGGGGCCAAUGAACCAUUUAGAAGGAAGCACUCUACUUUGAAGAAGAUAUUUGAGGGUUUUCAAGAUUUUAGAAGACCCGAUAACUAUGUUUCCACAAGCAAGAAGACGCUGAAGAUAGCCAAGCCGCACCCCUGUGUUUUAGAAGAUUCUACAAAAAAGACAGCCUUCAUGACGAAGUACCAGAGGCAGUGCCUGCCACAAGAAGAAAAGGAAAAGAGGUAUAUAGAAAAUAGAGAAGUGGCUACUUUUACACAUGCAUUAGGAGGCCUAUCCAGUGGCUUUGAAAUUGGCUCAUAA